ACCGUCAAAGAAUUGAACGGAAGUGGCUAUUUUUGGUAUUUCGCCAAAAAUGGCUAUAUUUGGCCAAAUCGUCAAAAUUUUGGCUACACAACUGUAUUUUGCCUUUAUUUUACUAAGUUUUCAUGUGUACUUGGUUCCAGAUUAAGCCAGAGGAAGGAAGGAUAGAAAAAUGGAUUCUCCGGAAAGCUUUUGAUGAUGAAGAACGCCCUUAUCUACCUAAGCAUAUCUUGUAUAGGCAGAAAGAGCAGUUCAGUGAUGGUGUCGGAUAUAGCUGGAUUGAUGGCCUCAAAGCUCAUGCUGCCGAACAUGUGAGCGAUAAAAUGAUGCAAAAUGCUGCUCAUAUCUUCCCGCACAACACCCCUAGCUCCAAAGAAGCUUACUACUACAGAAUGAUCUUUGACAAAUAUUUCCCGCAGAAUUCAGCCAGUGUGACCGUUCCUGAAGGAGCAAGUGUGGCAUGCAGCACAGCCAAAGCUGUGGAAUGGGAUGCUUCCUGGUCAAGCAAUCUUGAUCCUUCUGGCAGAGCUGUGCUGGGAGUUCAUCAAGCUGAUGCCGUGGAUAAUGGAAAUAAAACCUGAUACGUGGUACGUGAGUGAUUGAUAUGUAUACACGGUCUAGUUUAUGCUCCUCGCUCUAUCUCAUCGUUGUAGAAGUCGAAACUCAGGCCACUCGCCUAGAACCGGGAUCCCUUGGGAUGAAAUUUCUGGUCACACUGGUUUCACUGUUACUCGUUGGCUGACGAACUCGCGAUAAGCUUGCUCGUAAUAAUUUUUUUAGCUAAUUUAUGCUUUUUGUAUGUUUGCAGAGGUAAUUGAGUCAAGUUUGUGAUCUGUUUUGGUAACCAGAUGACAAUCUAAGUGGAUACAGUACAAGCUGUUCCCGCUUUAUAUUUCCGUCUUUAAUUUGUUGUUACCUUCAAUAAAUCAAGGACCCUAAUGUAUUAUGGAGGAGUCGCAUCCCUUCAGCAGCAAUGUCAACAUUUAGAUACCGUGAUCCAUGUCGUGGUUGGCUAAAACGAAAUGUUAGUGCAGCUCUGGUGUGCAGUCCUUCGAAAUGCUAAACGUACCAAGUGUAUUAUUUGGGUCGAAAUCAUAGGCAUAGUCAAUAAAUGACACAUGUACAUUUUGGUAAAAAUAGGCAUUUUCUUAGUACAUUAAAGCUUAUUUCUUGAUUUUUUGGUUAUAAUGACAUUGAUUCAUUAUAUUGAAAAAAAUCUACCAUUGUAAUAAUUUAUAUUCUGAAAAAAUAAAUUCAACUUCUGACUCCAUCACAAAUUUCACGAUCAAGGUCUGAUCUAUCUCUAAAGAGAGGCUUUUGUCUGUGAAGAACAAAAAUAAAUGAACUUUAAAAUCAGUUAUUUCAGAAAUCUUGACACAAGAGAUUUUGAAAUCUCUUACAUUAUCGGCGCAUCAGUUAUUUCAGAAAUCUUGACAUGAGAGAUUUUGAAAUCUCUUACAUUCUCUCGUCUUGCCAAAUGUAUAAUUCCGUUAAGGCAAAAUACAUUUGUAUAGCCAUAACUUUAACGCUUUUGACAAAUAUAGCCACUUUUUGAAAAAUACACAAAUAUAGCCACAUUUUGAAAACUAGUUUGACAAAUUUAGCAAUUUCCAUUAAAAACUUUAACACCGUCAAUGACUUUGUCAAUAACGUAAACAUUACGUUGAGGUGGAUGCCACGUCAGCUCACACGUAAACUCUAAUAUGACACACCCUAAUAUGACACACCCAUGGACGCUACGUCAGAUUUUAAUUAAAUAAAAAUAUUAAUUUAUUUUAAUAAAAAAUUUAUAAAUGAUUUACCCCUACCACCGCCUGCAGCAAAAAAAAUCCCCCUUUCCUGAAGAUACCCUAAUUUCAUAGAGCUUUACAAGCCUUUCCCCCAAUCUCGUGAUUCUUUUGCUCUCCAACUACUAAUGGGACAACUAAUUUUUCCUCAUGUUCAAGCAUAUCGACCGAACCCAUUUCCUUUCUUUAUCACCCUAAUUCAUCCCAAUACAAAAGAAGGCAGAGGAGAAAGAAAUAGAGAGUUCCUCGGAGACCAUUGCGGAAUCAAUGGUUGUUAAACAAUCGGCGCCCUUGUGGGCUUUGAGAAGGAGUACCCAGGUGGCAGACCCUUGUGGCCUUGUUGGCAUUUUUGUUGUGAGAUUUGUCUCGGAGUCGGGUGGAAGUCGCUCAGAUCUAAGGCGGAGCUGAAGGCAGUGGUGAGGGAUCUGGCAGUGGAAUUGGAAGCAGCGAAAUCUUGAUCUGGCGGCGGUGAGGGGUAUCGGAGAGGGCGACAAAGGCAAUUGAUUUUAUGGACUGGAUAGGCAUGGAGACAACGGAGGCGGUUGAUUGGUUUUGAGGCAGAGCUGGCGCUGCCACCACUGGUCACGCUGGAGCAACGACGUAUUCGUGUCGGAGGAGGGAUGAAUCCAUUGAUGCGGGAGUGUAUGAACGGAGAACAAGAGAUGAUGGAUUUGUGCUUUUGACUACGAAGAUAAGGAUGCAAUGGCGGUCGGGAAAGGACUAGGGAGGGGAUGGAAGAAGGAAGUUAGAGCGACGCUGGGGAAUGAAGGGAUGAAGGGAAUGUCUCUUUGCAUAUUAUUUAUUUUGUUUUUUUUUUGUUUUUUUUCUAGUGAAUUACAAUAAAAUAAAAAUUAGAAU
Messenger RNA from Linum trigynum, 2642 nucleotides. The record is from the annotation of a GenBank genome assembly. NCBI's taxonomy places the organism in Eukaryota, Viridiplantae, Streptophyta, Magnoliopsida, Malpighiales, Linaceae.